Molecule: messenger RNA, 870 nt
Organism: Rhizophagus irregularis DAOM 181602=DAOM 197198
Lineage: Eukaryota; Fungi; Glomeromycota; Glomeromycetes; Glomerales; Glomeraceae
Biological process (GO): regulation of proteolysis; proteasome-mediated ubiquitin-dependent protein catabolic process
Cellular component (GO): cytoplasm
Molecular function (GO): ubiquitin protein ligase binding
Source: RefSeq, a predicted model, not a curated record
AUAUGUUAAAAGCUACGACUAUUAUAAUUCUUAUUCUUUAAGAACAGAUGAUUAUUCUGUGAGAAAUAGGGCAUGGGGGAAAAAUUUUGUUAAACCAUUAGAUUUAAAUCAUCCGAUAACAAUUGGAGUUACAUUCAAGAAUUCAAAGCUUGAACGUAAUCAAAUUGAUUCACCAAUGACAACAUCACCAAAACAAAAUAAAUUUUCAAAACUUUGGGAGGAGGAAUUUAAUAAUAGGGAAUCAAAUGAUGUACAAUUUAAUGUAAAAGAUGGAGUAAUUUACGCUCGUAAAUCAAUAUUAUUAAGACGAUCAGAAUAUUUUCGUAGGUUAUUUCAAGGAAGUUGGAGUGAAACAAAUAAAUCAUUACAAAAAAAUAAGAAUAAUUCUCAUUAUGUUAUUAAUAUACCUGAUAUUUCUUAUGCGACAUUUAGGGAAAUGCUUAGAUAUCUUUAUACUGAUGAGAUAAGUUAUAAUAAUUUUAAUUGUACUCCUUUAGAAAUAUUUAAAAUUGCUGAUAAAUAUUUAAUAUCAAAUUUAAGGGAAUUUGCUAGAAUAGAGAUUAAUAAAACGCUUACACUAAAUAAUGUUAUGUAUGUUUUAUUUAGUGAAGCUUGGAAAUGGCCUGAUCUUAAGGAUGAUGUUAUUGAAUUUAUUAUAUUAAAUUUUGAUAAAGUUAGAGAAACUGCUGAAUAUAAAGAUUUAGUUUCAGAAUAUAAAAGUCAUCCUGCUGGGAUUGAAAUUAUGUAUGAAAUUGUUGGAAAAUUAAUACCAAGAAAAUAUAAUUACAUUGUAUCAUUUUAAGAUAGUUAUAAUAAUUUUAUAGACUUUUAAAAAAAUAUAUAUAUAUAUCAUAUGUUUCUGGAAAACAA